Molecule: messenger RNA, 1201 nt
Organism: Salvia hispanica
Lineage: Eukaryota; Viridiplantae; Streptophyta; Magnoliopsida; Lamiales; Lamiaceae
Product: bidirectional sugar transporter SWEET3b-like
Biological process (GO): carbohydrate transport
Cellular component (GO): membrane
Molecular function (GO): sugar transmembrane transporter activity
Source: RefSeq, a predicted model, not a curated record
CAACAAAAUCAAGGGAAAUAAAUUCUUUAAUCACACACAGAUUUUCUUUUCUUUUUCUCAACACUCGAGUAUUGAAUAUUUUUCUCCACAAGUCACUGGACUCUUAUUCCUACAAUUGUCUGCAGGCCGGAUAUUCAAAACCAAACGAUAUGGAAGAGAAAUUUCGUUUAGCAGUAGGCAUUUCAGGGAAUGCAGCCUCUAUGCUACUUUAUGCCGCACCUAUAUUCACUUUCUCAAAGGUGAUUAGGAAAAAGAGCAUUGAAGAGUAUUCAUGUGUGCCAUAUAUCAUGGCUCUGUUGAACUGUGUUCUUUAUACUUGGUAUGGCUUGCCAGUUGUAAGUUACAAAUGGGAAAACUUUCCUGUGGUUACAAUCAAUGGAAUAGGCAUUCUUCUGGAGCUAUCAUUCAUAUUAAUAUAUUUCUACUACGCUUCAACCGAUGGAAAGAAAAAGGUGGCUAUGAUGACUCUACCUGUUCUCCUGCUGUCCAGUUCAGUUGUGCUACUAUCAGCAUUUGCAUUCCACGAUCACCAGCAUCGAAAGGCGUUUGUUGGAAGCAUAGGACUGGUAGCAUCUGUAGCAAUGUAUGGCUCUCCACUGGUGGCUAUGAAAAAAGUGAUACAGACGAAGAGCGUGGAGUUUAUGCCGUUCUACCUGUCACUCUUCUCGUUUCUAGCGAGCUCUCUUUGGAUGGCGUAUGGACUAUUAAGCCAUGAUCUUUUUCUUGCGUCUCCGAAUCUUGUUGGUAGCCCACUAGGCAUCCUGCAGCUCAUCCUGUACUGCAUAUACAGGAAAAGGGGAGGUGUGAAACAGCCUCAGAAAUGGGAUCUCGAAACUCAUUCCGAGAAAUUCGAGCAACAUCUAGAGGUGAAAGAGGCAAACACAGAUGAUAAACCAAUUCAAUAUCUAAAGGUGGAUGAGGAAAAAGAUGAUGAGAAAGCAAAUCAGCUGCAUUUGCAGCUAGUGGUUGCUGAUGCAACAAAAGCAAACUAGGUGAUGUACUUGAGAAUAAAUGCCAUGAACAUGAGACAGAAGUGGGUGCAGAAUCGUUUCGCCUCACCUCACAAGAACGAAUGAGGAAAAAGUUGCGGCAUGCUAGAGAAACUAUAUCUAUAAAUGAAAGUUUGCUAAAGAAUGUACUUGCAAAAGAUAAAAAAAAGUUGUUCAUCAUUCUGUAUAAAACUUGCAUCCUUUUCAACCUA